Molecule: messenger RNA, 1387 nt
Organism: Habropoda laboriosa
Lineage: Eukaryota; Metazoa; Arthropoda; Insecta; Hymenoptera; Apidae
Gene: lost
Product: methenyltetrahydrofolate synthase domain-containing protein
Exons: 5
Coding region: 5-1387 (460 amino acids)
Cellular component (GO): cytoplasm
Source: RefSeq, a predicted model, not a curated record
GAAAAUGACGGAGGAACAAUUGCCACAAGAAGUAACUAAGCAUAGUUUUCGGCAAAAAGUAUGGGAUUAUUUGAUGAAGAAUGAAUUAGUAAACUUUCCUCUCCCUGUGUAUGAUCGUAUACCAAACUUCAAAGGUGCUGCUGAGGCAGCAUUGCGUUUGGCAGAAUUAGAAGAGUUCAAAAAUGCAAAAAUUAUAAAGAUAAACCCAGAUAAACAGCAAGAACCUGUAAGAUUCUUAGCAUUAGAAGCUAAUAAGGAAAUAUUAGUUCCAAUUCCCAGAUUAAGAUCUGGUUUAUUUCUUCAUGUCACACCAGUUGCUGGUGCUUCAAAAAAUGAAUUGACAACAUUGUCAAAGAUUCAUGGCUUGAUGGAAGCUGGUAAACCACUUGGUGUGGACUCUAAGAUAAAGAUAGAUCUUGUGAUUAUGGGAUCUGUAUGUGUCAGUCGUGAUGGAUACAGGCUUGGUAAAGGUAAAGGAUUUGCUGAUUUGGAAUUUGCCAUGAUGAUGAGAAUGGGUGCAGUUACACAAGAUACUGUAGUAAUGACAACUGUGCAUGACUGUCAAGUGCUUGACAGCCUUCCACCCGAAAUAUUCAAAGAAUAUGAUGUACCUGUUGACAUAAUUGUUACACCUACUCAAACAAUAGUAGUAAAUCCAAAGUUAAAGAAACCUAGUGGUAUUAUAUGGCAUAUGCUUAGUGAAAGGAGAAUCAAAACCAUGCAGGUACUGCAGCAGCUAAAAGAAAUGGAUGAGAAAGAAGGCAAGAUAGUAACUUUGAAAGAAGAGGACUCAGAUGUAGAAAUACAAAAACCGUACAGAAAUCGUUCUAAUUAUGUAAAAAGUAAGAAACAUUUUAAAACUAGGAAAGAUGUUUCUGGCAUUAAUGACGCCAAUGAAGAAGGAGAGAAACAGCCGAUAAAAACGCGUUUUCCUAAAAGGCGUACAAACAAUAAGGUGAAAUCAGGGAACGACAAUAAUGUAUUUUCUGACGAAGUGGAGGAAAAAGUGGAAAACAAUGAUAAAAGUAUGCAGCAACGUCGUAAAAAUCUGAGGCAGAAAUCCAAGACUCAGGUAAACUUUUCUCUAAAAUUAUCAAAUAUUCCAUCUGGUGCAAGAAUACGCGAUUUGAAAAAUGCUUUAUCGGAACGUGGAGUUAAACCAAAUGAGAUAACAUGGUUAGGUUAUCGUGGUAUCUGUUACCUCCACUUUAAUAAACUUAGAAGAAAUAAUAGCUCGCCGGAACAACCGAUACAGGUUGAUUCAAUAAUGGCAAAUUUACAAGAGCUGCGUAUCGGUGACUCUACUGAAAAUAUGAAUUGUUUCAUAGUAGUAGAACCCGCUAAACCGAUAUCUAGAAUCGAAGUCACAGACGUGACUUCCGUUUAG